Molecule: messenger RNA, 3535 nt
Organism: Clupea harengus (Atlantic herring)
Lineage: Eukaryota; Metazoa; Chordata; Actinopteri; Clupeiformes; Clupeidae
Gene: trpc7a
Product: transient receptor potential cation channel, subfamily C, member 7a
Biological process (GO): single fertilization; regulation of cytosolic calcium ion concentration; calcium ion transmembrane transport
Cellular component (GO): cation channel complex; plasma membrane
Molecular function (GO): inositol 1,4,5 trisphosphate binding; store-operated calcium channel activity; protein binding
Source: RefSeq, a predicted model, not a curated record
CUCAGGCACAGCAGCCCAUUCAUCAGAAAAACUAUGAGAUUUACAGGAUAUGUGACUGUAUUAAAAGUGACACUCUAAUGUAAUUUUCCAUGGAGCGACAACACACCUCAAGCUUUGAGUCCUCUUUUAAAUCCAGAGUUCACUUUGCUCUGGGUCUAUAUAGACUGGUAUGUAGGCACAGGGGUCAGGAUUCAGUUUGUGCAGAUUGUAUUCACAUUGAUGUGAAGAGGACUGGUCGUCCUCCAAGGCAAACCAAUGGCUGUCCCUCCUCAACUUAAGAAAGAGUACGUCUGGAGAUCCCCGGCCCCGCUGGAGUCUGGAUCUCCUCCGAUUGAUCAUCCGUUCGUAAUUGAUAGCAUGGAACAUACACUGUGCAGUGAGCCGCCGACGCUUAGCCGGUGUAUGACGCUACCUGGCGCCCUAUUUCGACGGAAAGUCGAUGCGCGCCGCAAAACUGAAUAUGGUAUUGCCGGUGCCAUUAGCAACUCCGCGCUACAAGCAGUUGCAAUAACUGCCACCACGGAGGAACCAGGCGGAGUGGCUGAACUUUUGGAAAAGCGAUGUCCGUCAGGGCAAGUGCUUCACAGUAUGUCGUUAACUCAUUGGGAUUCCCAACGCACUAGCUGUCCACAAACACUGGAGGCCAUGAACAGGAGGCACACCACCCUACGUGAGAAAGGGCGGCGGCAAGCUGUCCGCGGCCCAGCCUACAUGUUUAGUGAGCGUGCCACCAGCCUGACGGUCGAGGAAGAGCGCUUUCUGGACGCCGCCGAGUACGGCAACAUCCCUGUGGUACGCAAGAUGCUCGAGGAGUCCAAGACGCUCAACGUGAAUUGUGUGGAUUACAUGGGUCAGAACGCACUGCAGCUGGCCGUGGGCAACGAGCACCUGGAAGUGACCGAGCUGCUGCUGAAGAAGGAAGGGCUGGCACGCAUUGGAGAUGCCCUCCUGCUGGCGAUCAGCAAAGGCUACGUGCGCAUCGUGGAGGCCAUCUUGGCUCACCCGGCCUUCAAGGGUGGCCUGCGGCUCACACUGAGCCCGCUGGAGCAGGAGCUGCGGGACGACGAGGACUUCUACGCCUACGACGAGGACGGCACGCGCUUCUCACAGGACGUGACGCCCGUUAUUCUGGCGGCACACUGCCAGGAGUACGAGAUCGUGCACACGCUGCUGCUGAAGGGGGCACGCAUUGAGAAACCGCACAACUACUUCUGCAAGUGCGGUGAGUGCGCCGAAAAGCAGCGACGUGACUCCUUCAGCCACUCACGCUCCCGCAUGAAUGCCUACAAGGGCCUGGCCAGCGCCGCCUACCUGUCCCUCUCCAGUGAGGACCCCGUGCUCACCGCCCUGGAACUCAGCAACGAGCUCUCGCAGCUGGCCAACAUUGAAACUGAGUUUAAGAAUGACUACAGGAAGCUCUCCAUGCAGUGUAAGGACUUUGUGGUGGGAGUGCUGGACCGCUGCAGGGACACUGAGGAAGUGGAGGCUAUUCUGAAUGGAGACGUGGACCAGAUCCCGCCCAGCGAACACCACCGGCCUUGCUUGAGCCGGGUCAAGCUCGCCAUCAAGUACGAGGUCAAAAAGUUUGUGGCCCAUCCUAAUUGCCAGCAGCAGCUCCUGACUCUCUGGUAUGAGAACCUGCAGGGUCUCAGGCAGCAGUCCAUAGGGGUGAAGUGCUGGACGGUACUGGGUGUGACUGUGGGGCUUCCUUUCCUCGCCAUUGCGUACUGGAUCAUGCCCUGCAGUAAGAUUGGCCAGAUCCUUCGUAGCCCAUUCAUGAAGUUUGUGGCCCACGCAGUGUCAUUCACCAUUUUCCUCGGCCUGCUUGUGCUCAACGCAUCAGACCGAUUUGACGGGGUCAAAAACCUUCCCAAUGAGACCAUUACUGACCACCCUCGUCAAGUCUUCCGUGUCAAAACAACACAGUUCUCCUGGACAGAGAUGCUUAUCAUGAUGUGGGUUGUUGGAAUGAUCUGGUCAGAGUGCAAGGAGAUUUGGACUGAUGGGCCACGGGAGUACAUCUUGCACAUGUGGAAUGUACUGGACUUCGGCAUGCUGUCCAUUUUCGUAGCAUCUUACACAGCAAGGCUUAUGGCUUUCCUGAGGGCUUCCAAGGCACAGCUAUAUGUGGACCAAUAUGUGUUCAACACAGACUUAAACAACGCCUCCCUGCCAGAGGAUGUGGCCUACUUCACCUAUGCCAGGAUCAAAUGGCUUCCCUCUGAUCCCCAGCUCAUAUCUGAGGGUCUUUACUCCAUUGCUGUGGUUUUAAGCUUCUCAAGAAUAGCCUACAUUCUACCUGCAAAUGAGAGCUUUGGACCACUGCAGAUCUCCUUGGGCCGCACAGUGAAGGACAUAUUUAAGUUCAUGGUAAUAUUCAUCAUGGUCUUCCUGGCCUUCAUGAUCGGCAUGUUCAAUCUGUAUUCAUACUAUCUAGGAGCCAAGUAUAACCCUGCUUUCACCACGGUAGAGGAGAGUUUCAAAACCCUUUUCUGGUCCAUUUUUGGCUUGUCUGAGGUUAUCUCUGUGGUUCUGAAAUACGAUCACAAGUUCAUUGAGAACAUCGGCUAUAUCCUCUAUGGUGUCUACAACGUCACCAUGGUUGUGGUUCUGCUCAACAUGUUGAUAGCAAUGAUCAACCACUCAUACCAGGAAAUUGAGGAGGAUGCAGAUGUGGAAUGGAAGUUUGCUCGUGCCAAGCUGUGGCUGUCUUACUUUGAUGAGGGACGCACAUUGCCACCGCCGUUUAACCUGGUUCCGAGUCCAAAGUCUUUCUACUACUUGGCUUUGCGUACCAGGGCUUGCCUUGUGAGACUAUGCAAGUCCAGGGCAUUUCACCAUGAAAAUCAGCUCGAAAUGGGCAAGAUCAUCUCUGGCUCAAAGUUGAGUCGAUUCAGAGCUCACUAUCGGGCACAAGAUGAGUUCACAAUGCGAAACCCAAUCAAACAUCCAACACGCUAUCAGAAACUGAUGAAGCGGCUUAUUAAGCGAUAUGUCCUGAAGGCUCAAGUCGACAGUGAAAAUGACGAAGUCAACGAAGGUGAGCUGAAGGAGAUUAAGCAGGACAUCUCCAGUCUACGCUAUGAGCUGCUAGAAGAGAAGUCACAGGCCACAGGAGAGCUGGCUGACCUGAUCCAGCAGCUCAGUGACAAGCUCAGCAAAACCAACAAGAAACCAUGAGAGAGAGAGAGAGAGAGAGAGAGAGAAUCUACUGUUUCUAUAAACAAAGCUCAUUUCACAAAAUACUUUUGAUAUGUUUUGAUUAAUUGACCAACGAUUAAUCACUAUCAUUCACUGUUGUUGCCACUGUGUUAUUGGUGUUAUGAACCAGCAGAGAAACAUGAGGUAAGAUGAAUGUGAAGACGUGUUAUAAACUUUUAAACUUCAUAAACUUUUGCGUAAAUGUAAAAACAUGGAAAGAGUUCCACAAAACAAUCCAUUAGCUUGCAGUUAUUGCUGGUACUAUUUUAUCCUCUAGAUUUUGUAUAGGUUCACACAGAUUCAAGUUAUUAAUUGUUGUAUUGGUUCAGUCAAC